Messenger RNA from Loa loa (African eye worm), 3075 nucleotides. RefSeq lists its product as hypothetical. The record is from RefSeq and is a predicted model, not a curated record. The coding region runs from base 1 to 3075 and encodes 1024 amino acids. Gene Ontology annotation, molecular function: RNA binding; protein binding. Lineage: Eukaryota; Metazoa; Nematoda; Chromadorea; Rhabditida; Onchocercidae. The transcript is spliced from 18 exons.
AUGGGAAAUCGUGAUAAGGAUACGGGAGAUUCUGGGAUUCAUUCACCUGAGCAUUUAUCCGGUUCACAGCGUAAGAGCUCACCAUCAUCAGGAUCUCGAUGUGGAUCAGGUCUCACUGGAUCACCACGUGAUCUUUCCCCACCACUUCUUCAGGAAUUAGCAUGCAUGAAUCUUCGUGAGAUGGCAUCUCGGCCAGAUAUCGGUCGUGCUGGACGUCAGAUUGCAGUUCGCUCGAAUUUUUUCGAAGUUGGGAUUGCUAAUAAUAAUAUGAUGGUUACGCAGUAUCAUGUCGAAAUUCAUCAUCCGGGAUCCAGAAGACUUGAUAGGGAGGAAAAUCGUGCGAUCUUCUGGAAAGUUAUAGUUGAUCAUCGCCAAUAUUUCCCUAAUAAAUUCGCCGUUGCUUAUGAUGGAGCCCAUCAAUUGUACACUCCGACACGUAUUGAAUUCCCAGAAGGACGUCCAUCUAUUCGGUUGGAGAGUGAUGUGUCACUGGCAAAAGAUUCGCGAGAGCGUACCCGUUGCGCAGUCUCAUUUCAAUGUGUUGGUCCCGUACUUAUUGAAAUGCGACGCACAAGAACGAAUAAUUUAGAUGAAAGAAUUCUAACUCCAAUUCAAAUUAUUGAUAUUGUUUUUCGUCAAUCACUUACUUGUCCAUAUGUCGAAAAUUCUGCAAAUUUUUUCGUUUAUAAAUCAUCGAGUUAUCGUUUACCUUUGAAUGGUGGUGCGGCAUUGGAUUUAGAAGGCGGUAAAGAGAUGUGGACUGGAUUUUUCUCUUCUGCGCAUGUAGCAGCUGGAUGGAAACCGCUUCUUAACAUUGAUGUGACGCAUACGGCAUUUUACAAAGCGCAUAUCUCUCUGGUUCAAUUUAUGUGUGAAGUGUUAAAUGAAAAGUCAGGUCAUUACUGUCGAUCAAGUUCUAAGGAAGAUCAUCGGGAUACAUCACGUCAUGUACGUGGUGGAUCCCGUUGUGGUGGCGGUUGUAACAAUCUCACAUCCUACUCACGUCAUAUGAACAGUCGACGUCGUGAUUAUAAUUAUGAUUACAUGGGAGGGGCACUUUCUUCUGAAAAGUUGCACAAAGAUUUCUCCUUGAGCAGUCAUGAGUUAAAAAUUUUCGGUGAUAUUGUAAAAGGAAUUAAAGUACGCGUUUCACAUCGUGCUGGUAUCAUUCGUGUUUAUCGUAUCAAUAGUCUUCAACUUCCAGCUGAUCAACUUUGGUUUCAAGGCAAAGAUGAGGAUGGUAAUGAACGACGUAUGACAGUGGCUGAUUAUUUCCGUGAGCGUUACAGUGAGCUAAAAUAUCCGAAAUUGCCAUGCGUUCACGUAGGUCCAAUAACACGUAAUAUUUACUUUCCUCUGGAAGUUUGUAUGCUUGAUACACCACAGAAAUACAACAGGAAAUUGAACGAGAAACAAACAUCGGCAAUUAUCCGAGCGGCAGCUGUUGAUGCAAUUUCACGUGAACAACGUAUUUCAUCGUUGUGUGAGCAAGCUGGAUUCCAGUAUGAUCCAUUCUUGCGUGAAUUUGGCUUACAAAUCAAUCCAAAAAUGUUUGAAACGAUCGGUCGAGUUCUAGCACCACCUCGUAUCCUUUUUGGCGAAAAUAAUUGUAAAACGGAUCCGGUUGUUACACCGAAAGAUGGUGCUUGGUCAAUAGAUAAUCAGCAGCUCUAUUUGCCGGCUAGUUGUCGUAGCUAUUCAAUGAUAGCAAUUGUCAGUCCACGUGAGCAGAAUCAUUUACAGAUCUUUUGUCAAGCACUUACCCAGAAAGCUAGCCAAAUGGGAAUGGAAUUCCCAAGUUGGCCUGACUUAGUAAAGUAUGGCCGUACAAAAGAAGAUGUUGUGAUUCUGUUCAGUGAAAUUGCUACCGAAUAUAAACAAACAGGAACUGCAUGUGACCUUGUUAUUGUGGUAUUACCAGCCAAAAAUGCUGACCUUUACAUGACAGUAAAAGAAUGCAGCGAUAUGAUACAUGGAAUUAUGUCACAAUGCAUUCUGAUGAAAAAUGUCACACGUCCAUCACCUGCUACUUGCUGUAAUAUAAUCCUGAAAAUAAACAUGAAAUUAGGUGGUAUUAAUUCACGUGUUGUUGCCGAUUCGAUUACUCAGAAAUAUCUGAUUGAUGUUCCUACUCUUAUCAUCGGAAUUGAUGUCACACAUCCGACACAACAUGAGGAGCGACAGAAUAUCCCAUCUGUUGCGGCGAUUGUGGCUAAUCUUGACUUAUAUCCACAAUCAUACGGUGCAAAUAUCAAAAUCCAGCGUAAAUGUCGCGAAUCGGUUGUUUAUCUUUUGGAUGCUGUCCGUGAACGUCUUGUCAGUUUCUAUAAAACAACACAUCAGAAACCAAUUCGUAUCAUCGUUUAUCGUGACGGAGUUUCUGAAGGACAAUUCAGUGAAGUUUUACGCGAAGAAAUGCAAGGUAUUCGUACAGCAUGCUUAAUGCUAUCACCGGAUUAUCGACCACCAAUUACGUAUAUUGUCGUACAGAAGCGUCAUCAUGCACGAAUGUUUUGCAAGUAUUCACGUGAUGCAGUUGGUAAAGCGAAAAAUAUUCCACCAGGUACAGUAGUUGAUACAGGAAUCGUUUCGCCAGAAGGUUUCGACUUCUAUCUCUGCUCACAUUUCGGUAUUCAGGGUACUUCUAGGCCAGCUCGUUAUCAUGUUCUUUGGGAUGAUUCGAAAUUUACAUCAGAUGAGCUUCAAUCAAUAACAUUUAGUAUGUGUCAUACGUACGGACGCUGCGCUCGUUCAGUUUCCAUUCCGGCACCGGUUUACUAUGCCGAUCUUGUUGCCACACGUGCACGAUGUCAUCUCAAACGAAAAAUGGGUGUAUACGAAUCAGAUGUAAUAUCAGAUGCUGCUUCAUUUAUCUCCUCAUCACUAUCAUCGUUAAUUUCGGCAGGACGUAUCACAACUUUACGACGUAUUGUCGAUGUUGAUGAUGGUGAUCUUUCAGAUGCAGAAAGCAUUAAAGACGGUGGUACACAAUCAAUAAUGAGUAAUAGCGAUGCAGCACUACAGGAAUAUGUUACGGUUUCGGAGAAAUUUAAAGGACGCAUGUAUUUUGUUUAA